This is a messenger RNA of Durusdinium trenchii, 2497 nucleotides long. NCBI's taxonomy places the organism in Eukaryota, Dinophyceae, Suessiales, Symbiodiniaceae. The record is from the annotation of a GenBank genome assembly.
CCGAGUUGAUCACCGCGAGCUGGAACGGUUUGAGCCGUUGACGGUUUGACAGUUCGUCUCUGUGGUUAACUUCAUAAACGCACAAACUGUUUGGGGUCUACGCUGGUAUAAUUUUUUAAUUUAAGUAAUGAUUUUCUGCACGUCCCUGUGGCUCGUUAUCCAAGGCAGUUGCCGCCAUCUUUGCCAAGCAUCCGCCUCUUGAAGGGCAAGUGACACAACCAGCGAAGGGUGAAGGGAAUGGAACGGAGCAUCAAAGGAGACAAGGACGGCAGUUGCGAUGCUUUGCAGUGGAUGGCUGGAGAGAGCUUCACUUCUCAUUACUAUUUAUGACUCAGCUUGUGUGGAUGAACAGUGAACAUCGCAAAUUUUGGGGAUAACGUUAGUUUUCGUGAGCGUAUAGUUUAUGCGAUGGUAUAAUCAAUAUACACUCUUAAACAUAUACAAACAGUAUUCAACCAGUGUGACUACCAGUGUGUUUUGAGCUUUUCAUACCACCUCCGUGUAAACCAUCUGAAACCACACGUUGAAGCCGAUGAAACCAGAGUGAAACCUAUGCUUUCACUGCUGUAGACAAGGUUUCGCCGACGGGUCGACCAGUCGGGCAGACCCUGGACCGAGCCUCGUCGGGGUCGACCCGUCGGGGUCUUCCAAGGCGUUGGGAUCUUCGUGCAAAUGCUAGUGCCAAAGUCUCAGACAUCCUCAUCCUCCUCGCGCUCACCCAGUUGUAUGUGCAGCAGGUCAAGCAGAAACCGCUUCCUCCUUUCUACAACUCGCGAGAUCCGAGGCCCUACGCCCGACGAGAGCCAAAGAACAAGCUUUCGCAGCGCCUGGCGAAGGACGUGAGUGCCCAAAUCGGGAAGCUUGUCCAGAACGAGACGUCAGUUUUUAUUUGGCUUAGGGCCUCCAGUCUUCCAACCAUUGUCUUAAUCCUGGUUUCCGUGCUGCGGCUAUGCUUGCGAUGGCAAAAUGUUGCUCAAUGGCUCGUUCAUUCACAUUACUUUAUGGCAGGCAUCAUCCUGUCUACCUGGCUUUUGCAAGAAGCGCUGGAGCUGCGGCGACACACCCCUGCCCGGGCGAUGAUUCAAUCCAUGAUCGACCGGAUGGUCGCGCAUGAUCAAAAACACUUGCUGAAUGAGCUGCUUCAAGCCAUUGACGUGCCAACGCUGCUCUUGUGUGGCCCACGUACUUUGCAAGAGCGCUUAACAGAAGAUGCGCUAAAGAAACACCUGUUGGAGCCCUUCACGAAGGCGAUCUUGGUGAAUGGCUUACAGAAAGUGGGAAUCACUUCGUACCGCAGUCAAGCAGUCCGGCGUUUGGUGCUGAGCUGCCGGGGUGCUGAACUGACUGUGUUGAAGAGCGCGCUGGAUAGUACCGGCGACUACUUCAACUUGCACAAGCUGAUCUACCGGGAUUUGAGGGAACCCGUACGAAGCGAGUUGCUGGCACAUCUUCAGAAAGAAGCCGUGGACCUGCGGAUUGAUGGUCACUCUGUGGGUCUCAAGAUCCUCAGCGAUAUUGAUGACACAGUCGCCUGCAGUGGUGGAUCCUUUCCUGCUGGUCGGGACAAGAGAUUGCCCAAAAAGAUGAUCUACCCCGGCUUCGCAACGCUCUUGCGAGAGCUGGAUUCCAGCUUCACACCAUCGGAGCCAUGCUCCAACGUGGUGUUCUUAUCGGCCAGGCCUCACAUCUACAAAGACGUUUCUGAGCAGAGAACGUUCAGGAUGGUGCAGCAGCUUUUCCAGCAGCAGGUCCUGCACACGAUCCCCAGCAUGCUGGCUGGCUCCCUCGGGAUCGGUUUUGGUGCUCUUGUGAAGCUAUGCUUUUGCAACUCCAAUGCCUGGGAGGAGGUGGGGCGAUACAAGCACACGGUUUUCCAGCAGUAUACAUGUUUGUACCGAGAAUAUGAUUUCAUUUUUUGCGGUGACAAUGGCCAGGGAGAUCUGUUGGCAGGGCAAUUGAUGAUGCAGGGGCCGGAUGAAGACCGUCCAGUGGCCGUCCUGAUCCAUGAGGUAAUACCUUUGGCCAAGUCGCUGUCCUUGAGCUCAGAGGAGCUUGAUCCUUUGAAGCUGUCAGCUCAAGGCAUUCAUCUACAUAAGACAUAUGUUGGUGCUGCCUUGGCCUUGCAUCGUGCUGACCUCCUCAGCUUCAGUGUCCAGCAGCUGGCCAAUGUCGCGAGAUGUGCGCAGGACGAUUUCGACACUUCCCGGGUCAUGUAUCCAGAGUGGAUACACAAUUGGGAAAUGUUCGAAGACGCGCUGUCAGCAGAUUUGCGCACGGUUGGCCCUCUAUUACUUGCCGCAGGCUUACCGCCCUUAAGAUGCCUGGAAUGCACCAACACCUUGCUCAAGGAGGAGGAGCCGUUUUCAAGCAUCUUCCAAUUGGGCACGAAUAGCAGCGAUGAGGAGGAAUCGCAAGAAGCGCCGAUUUGCAGCUGCCAUCAUCACACCAGCUCAGAUAGCUCUGAUGAGGAGAUCCUUAGUCUGCAGCAUCGUUUGUG